This is a messenger RNA of Struthio camelus australis, 2076 nucleotides long. The record is from RefSeq and is a predicted model, not a curated record. NCBI's taxonomy places the organism in Eukaryota, Metazoa, Chordata, Aves, Struthioniformes, Struthionidae.
CCCGGGGCUCGCCCGGAGUCCUUGCGGCCGCCUGCGGGCGUCUCGUAGCGCAGUAGGUGCUGCACUGUGAUGACCACCACAGCUGAUAACUUUGCUAACUAUGAAGAGGGGCAGGUGGAACUGGGCCAGAGUUACAGUAGCUCUGUUCUGGACUAUUCGGAAGAAACAUUUGAGCCAUUCAGCGAGGAGGAAGAAGCCUGCUUGCAAUAUGAGAGUGAGCCAACUGAGUCUUAUUGUUCCACAGAGGAUUUAGAGAGGUCUGCUGUAUCAGAUGUGCUGGAAAGGAUAUCACAGCUGGCAGGCCAACAUCAUGCAGAGGAGCAGUCUGAAAUAGCAGAAUCUGCAACUAUAGAAAGAGAUUUCUUGGGGAAGUGGAUUGAUCUUCUGAAAAAUAAAGAAGCUGGCAUUAAGCAAGACAAAUCUGUCAUCAAAACUCAGGCUGGAAUUGAAAAAGCAUCCUGCCCUGUUUGGAGAAGGGAGCAGUUACCCAAAGUUACUGAGGUACCAGAUGGAGACCUGGAUGCUCUCUGCUCUUUUUGCACCGUUAGGAUAAGCAAGAUGCAUCACCAGCUGAUCACUAAGCAGUCAAAUGGUGACAAGCCAAGAAAGCUGCAGCAUGGAUUCACACCAAAGAAAUCAGAGACAAGUGACCUGAACUGCACUGUUCCUCUUCAGCUAAUGAAUAGAAUCCACUUGGAAAAUAUCAGGGUGACAGUGCAACAGGUGACAGAAGCUGUAGUGCACAAAUCUUCACUAUGCCCUGACUGUACGAAGAAAAAGGCAGAGCUAGCCAGGAUUACCUUUCUCAGACAAAAGAAGACUCUAGUGGAAAGAGCUUUACUUCAGGAAAAAUUGGAAGAACAGAUUUACUCCAAAAAUGUGCUUACACUUAUAGGAGAAAUGCUCAGAAGCUUUCCCAAACUUUCAGAGGAUCCCAGGAACUUAUGGCAGAGGCUGAAAGAGAAAGGUCAGAAAAUGAGCUUCCCCCUCCUCUGUCUUCCCCGGUGGUAGAUUUUAGUCUUGAUCCAAAGAAGCACUGUAAAACUAUGAUCAAGAAAUAUUUAUUAAUCUGCUCCCUUGUUUGUGCUUGCUGGGGAUAAAAGGAGCAAGGUGGAUCAAGGGUGAUUCGUAUGGUAAGCAGCUGUAGUACUGAACCAAAUUAAUCCACCUGUUGUUAAAAGUACUUUGGAGCUUUUGCUUUCUAGCUUUCAUGCUACACAUAGUCACUGUUUAAUCUUCUGAAUGAUUUGUGAUGUACUAGAGUUUAUUGCUCUGAGCUCUGCACAAAUGCAGAAGGGUUUUUCAUAUAUACAUUGCUUAAAUUAUGUGUAUACUGAUAACAGGUUUUGUGAUGUUGUAUUUUAUUACUGACCCUUUGGAGAAAAUUAUAUUCCUCAAAUUAGCGUGAAAACCAGUUUCCUGGGCACUGCGGCAGUAUAAUUUCCGCUUUCAUUUGCCCUGACCUUCUCUAUGGAAGAAGUUUACCUGGCUCCCAGAUUCGAUCACGCCUUAGUCUUGUUUCUAACCAUCUAUUGUGACACUGGAAUUUGCGUUUCUUUCUUCCCUAGGAUACACUUCCAUCUUGUUCAGGGAAUAGGUUACUAGCAUGUGUUUGAAUGAGAACGAUGCGUUAUUACACUUAACUUGCACCACAGCCAAUUUGAUCUGCUUCCAGGUGGUGGAGCAGAACCCACUUGUUCAUCCUAGGAUCUUGACAAAAGCUUUGGACUGGUGGCACUGAGGACAAAGUUUCCCUGCUGGAAGAAGGGAUGGUGCCCCCCUGUGAAACUGUUAUCUGACACAGUGCCCAGAUUCUUCAGUGCAAAUCUGAACUGUUGAUUUCAGUGCAAUUAUUCUGAAUUAUAUAUGGAGGUAUCGACAAUACUGGAAUGCUUCUAGCUAUGUAUUUUUUAAAGCAUUUUGAAAUAUACUUGCAUUCUUCAAGUUAUAACUUUAUUACUAUUCAGUAUGAUUUUCAAAGAUGACUUUUUAUUGUCUCCACUCAAUAAAAACUAACCUAGACUCUAUACUAUGUGCAAAUUGUUACUGCAUGCAACAGAAGUGCCACUGUGUUUU